GAGAUUUGCAUUGAACAGUUGAGAAACAAUCCGUACUACAGCAACUGAAUCCACGAAUUCUAUCAUGGCCGCUCUUCGUCUCUUGGUUCUCUUUAUGGUUGGCACAAUACUAUUGUGUCAAGUCAGUGCAGACCCUCUAUGGGAGGAGAUCCUGAGAGAGAAUUUGCAUGAUCAGGAAUACAACUCUCCAGCUUGCAGUGAUAAGUACCGGUCAAACAUCUGUGGGAUGGUUGUCAAUCAAGACCAUUGYAUGAAAAGUAAAAGUAGGAUGGGAAAGUUUGCAGCCAAAAAUUGCAAAAGAAUGUGCGGCUUUUGCUAGUAAAGAUGUUUUUUUUUCUCUUAGUCCCUGACCGGAUCGCAAGUUGGAAUGGACAAGACACAUCGAUAACAUUUUAAGAAUUUAGUUCUAGAUUAUGGGUAUUCGUGUAAUCAUUGAAUUACCAAAUAAAGGAUCCUACAGAGCAUGA
This is a messenger RNA of Exaiptasia diaphana, 467 nucleotides long. Its product is annotated as U-actitoxin-Avd8e. Bases 65 to 319 code for a protein of 84 amino acids. The transcript is spliced from 5 exons. NCBI's taxonomy places the organism in Eukaryota, Metazoa, Cnidaria, Anthozoa, Actiniaria, Aiptasiidae. The record is from RefSeq and is a predicted model, not a curated record.